This is a messenger RNA of Arachis ipaensis, 2892 nucleotides long. Lineage: Eukaryota; Viridiplantae; Streptophyta; Magnoliopsida; Fabales; Fabaceae. The record is from RefSeq and is a predicted model, not a curated record.
AAACCCAUUCUCAGCCAUUGUUUACCCCACGUACACAGAGCUAAAAACUGAACAAAAUGACCAUCACUUGAAGUGUUGCCUUUCUUCGUCCAGUGACUCUAAUUGGAUUGCGGAGAGAAGUAUCGCAAUAGACGCAUUCAUCCUCGACGCCAUGAGAGAAGUUCCACAAAAACACGCCUUCUUCUUUAACGCUGCGAAAGAAGGACCAGAGGAGACGCCUUCUUCUUGGACACCGUGACCUGCGUCGGGGAUGACGGAGAGAAGAACUACAAGAGGUGCCAUCAUCUAUGAUGUCGUGACCCACGGCAUGAAUCUGAUGUGACUUGCUUGAUCGACAUAAAACAGAGAGUUGCCUAUUGAAGUCUUCUUGUGUCUUUCGCGGUCGACAAAGAGAACAACAAUCGGGCAGUGGCGCAGCUUCAGGAAUUUCUGUUCGAUUAAAAUUUGACUGAUGGAAUGCUAUGGUGGGAUGGACAAGAUAAUCAAUUUGUCAUCGGAUGAAAGUCAAUCUGAGUUAGGCCUUCCAAACAAUGAUGUUGUUGAUGAGGAUGAUUUAGGAAAGGCUGAGUUGUUGUCGGAUGAGGAUGGUCGUGUGUAUGGAGACGUGAUUGGGUUGAGUGUCGAGGACAUAAUGAAAAUGGUGUUUCAAAGUGAGGAGCGUGCAUAUGAGUUUUAUUCGAGGCUAGGGAAAUGCAACGGAUUUGGGAUCUAUAAGGGAGACUAUGCGAAGGAUGAAGAUGAGACUAUAAUGAGAAUAAGGUUCUUCUGUAACAGGGUUGGCCUAAGGGAUGGAAAGCAGUACAACAGAUUAGACAAGAAGAGAUCUCACAGGCCUGAGACACACACGAAUUGUCAGGCCUUGAUGUUUGUAUACCUUGAUAAGGGGAGCUCAAUUUGGAAGGUUCGGAAAGUAAUCCUCGAGCUUAACCAUGAACUGAUGCCUAGGGGAAUGGUUCACAUGAUCCGAAGUUGCCGGGUGAUAUCUGGGUUCGCAAAGGGCCACAUGGAUGGAAUGCAUGCGUAUGGCUUACCGAUAUCUAAGAUACUAGGGUACAUGAGCUGGGAUUGAAGGUGGUUAUUCUUCUUUGGGGUUUACGAAGAAGAACACAUACAACUACAUUGAUCGUAAGAAGCGUGCAGAGGUUGGUAUUGGAGACAUGAACGCUACUAUAGUCUACCUAGAAGGCAAGGCAGCUGUUGAUCCCAUGUCGAUGGCCCGGUACAAUUUGAUCCCAUGUCAACAUUUUGGGGACGUGGUAGCAUUCGAUUCCACAAUGCACCCUAUUCCUCUAACAUCUCUCCAAACAUUUCAACUUGUCCCAAAAGUUCCUCGUUUUCCUUCUCUAGUACAUGAAUUUGCGCAUUCAAUCUACCAACUUCUUCCACCCUGUCCUAAUUCAAAUGUUCUUUCACACGUCGAAGAAUCUGGUAGUUGUAAUUACGAACGGUAUAACCAGUAGCAGAAAGAAUCUUAUCAAGCAUUGUGAAAGAAACUUCUUGAUGAGCAAAGCGUUCCUCAUAGUACAAAGAACCAUGAGCCACAAGAUCAAGACCUCUGCCAUUGUGGGGAAAAACCACCACAAACCCAAACAGCACUCGUUCAUCGUUUGAGUUGAUUUCCUAAGGAACAAAGAGUAGGGAACCAAUUCCAAAGAAUGAGGAUGCUCGCAUCAACAUGAGCUCCAUGUCUUCCACAUACAUGAACUCACCCUCUGCCCCUGGCUCUGCAACUGCACGACCCAAUUCUGUAUUAGUUCAGAAUCAUGCACAUCAAUAACAUGACAGUUGCUUUGCCAUUACAAGAUUGCUAUAUGAAAAUCGUGACAGAAGCUUAAAUAGAAGGAAAGGAAGUUAAAGCUCACCAUCUACUUAAACAGGGUUGCUGCUACCACUACUACUACCUCCACAGUGCUGGCUGUUGGCUGCCACUCCCAUGGAAGAAACUUGCUGAGGGGAAGGGAUUGAAUAGAAAGCACCUUCUAACAAUCUUGACGGUCUUCUUCUCACCGGUUGAACCUGUGGUGUUGGCUGACGAGAAAAAGGAGAUGCGGUGCUGCGCAUCCAAGCCAAGGCCUCCGACAAGUCAUGGAAGCCACGGUGUUCAUUAUUUCGGAAACCGUUCACUUGUUGGUCGCAUUCCUCUCAUGACCUGUAAACGCUAGAGACACAACCUCUACAAACCGCGUAAAACUGAAAACGUCCGGCUUCGGUUGUCAUGACCAUGAACGCAUACGACUCUCCUUGUAUAUUCGAAGAAGAAUGGGGGAUAAACAAGGCUAACACCACUAAAGACAUUUCAUUUAAAUAUGUGUCACAAUAAAUAUCCUCUAUCUCAUCUACGGAGUACUACAAUACAAAAGAACAAAGAAAGCAUUUUAGGAAAAACAACCAUUUGUACCCAUGAACUUUACGAACGCUGACAAAAAUACACAUUAAAGAAGGAAACUAACGUUGUAUCCAUCAAAGAUGGAUUUCGUACGACAAAAGUAUCCAAAUCCUAAAUUUAUGUUGGCUUUUUAAUAAAAUUCCAGAAUUACCCCCACAAUUAUCUUCAACAUCAACUUCCAACCAUCUCUUCUUUCCCACUCAAACUUUCACAUCCCUCUAUUACCACCACCUUAACCACCUUCUUUUUUCUCUUCUACUCCACCACUGCUACCAUGACGGCAUUUCCAUCUUCAUGAACCCAUCUCCAAGAAACUUGAUCACCGACACAACCUCUCCAACCGGAUCCCUCUCCCCCUUUUUCUCCCCCUCUUCCCCAAACCCCGCGUCAUCUUCGUCACAAUCAACGCCACGCACCUCCAUUGCCAUUGUGGUUAUCGGAGUCAUUCUCUGACUUGACAAAUAUCCUAACAUAGAUAUGAUUGGAGAUUUCUAAGAGAAUUUGAA